AUGUGUUCUAACGCGAAACACCUCCCACACUACUUCAACGUCCAACCCAACCCCCUAGCCUACUCGGACCAGUAUGCGAAGGCGCUUGAUUUGGUUGAAGGCAAGAUUCGUCAGCUCUACUCCGAUCCGAGCCUCGUUCAAACCCCCGAGACGAAGACGCUGUUGUGGGAUAUUGCUGAUGAGAUUGCCCAUUUGCGUUUUGACAACACCCUGCUCAACAAUGCCCCUCCAGAGUGGAUUAAAAAGUUUACGGAAAGGGAACUGGUCACUCAGCGACAGGCCCUUUUGAAUAGCUGCACGCAUCUUACCGAUCCUGGGGGUCAGCUGACCGCGAGGUAUAAAGUUAACAUGAACCAGGGAAACAGAGAUUGCAGCACCGUCCCCUGCGCCUGUAUCGAGCUCAAAAAAGACCCGAAAGCCGACCUGGAUGUUGGAAUAGGCUGGACGGACACCAGCAUGCGUUCUGCAGAUAACUGGGCAAUCAAUGAACUCAAGGGUCUGCGCGAUGAGCUAAAACCCCUGGCUGAGGAGGCGAAAAAGCGCACAAGACAAUUCCUCGACACGUAUGGCGUCACCAAUCGUUAUACCGGCUUCCGCAACAAUCUCGGCUACAUCGGCUGCGCUGACCCCUCCUCCGAGAUAGAUACGGCUCUCACCAACCCCCCGCGUCCACCUAUCGCUCCACGAUGGAACAUGGGAGUCGAAGAUGGACGCGCCAAGGCUGUUGAAUGCACCAACUACAUCGCCCCCGAGGACACCGAAUGCGAGCGCCUGGAGCGCGCGGUGAGGAAGUGCCAGGUCAAGCAGCGUUGUGAGGACCCCGUGGAGGCUGCUGGCAUUGUUUGCAAGUUCCCGGGCAAAACUGAGUACCAGGACGCCUACGUGUACCCUCCGUUGCAUGAAAUUCCGAACGGUCUCCUGAACCCACCGAAGACCCACCGUUCCGUGUCCGAGCAACCACCAGGCAUCCGUGGCAGGGGCUCUGAAGUUGAGCUCAACUGUGAACGCAUUCGCAGCAAAGGCUAUCUCAUCAACCCAACGCCCAAUUACCUGAAGCACUGGAAACCAAACACUGGAAAGCCAUAUAUGGUUCGCGAAUCUGAGUAUCGGGACAGAUAUAAAUGGCCGCAGUGCGGUGAGAUUCGUGUUUGUCCAUGGGAAAAUCGAUGA
This is a messenger RNA of Mesocestoides corti, 1170 nucleotides long. The record is from the annotation of a GenBank genome assembly. Lineage: Eukaryota; Metazoa; Platyhelminthes; Cestoda; Cyclophyllidea; Mesocestoididae.